Astyanax mexicanus (Mexican tetra) is the source of this 1505-nucleotide messenger RNA. Its product is annotated as interferon-inducible GTPase 5-like. Gene Ontology annotation, cellular component: membrane. Gene Ontology annotation, molecular function: GTP binding. Lineage: Eukaryota; Metazoa; Chordata; Actinopteri; Characiformes; Acestrorhamphidae. The record is from RefSeq and is a predicted model, not a curated record. The transcript has 3 exons. The coding region runs from base 105 to 1298 and encodes 397 amino acids.
ACUUACCGCUUCAGUGAUACGGAUGGACGGACUGUAUGUUGCUGAGAGUGGAAUUUACCCUUUAUAUCAGCUUUUCGACUACUGCCGACCUGCACUAAACUAAGAUGGAUGACGGCUUUGAAAUCAUCGGUUUUGAUGAAAUUAAAGAGUCACUGGCUCAUGAUGAUAUGCCAUCAGCUGUUGGCAAGAUUAAGAAUUAUUUUGAACAGCAAGAUCGCGUUGAACUGAACAUCGCCAUAACAGGCGAGUCUGGUUCUGGAAAAUCCACCUUCAUCAAUGCCUUUAGAGGAAUUGGUGAUGAGGAUGAAGGCUCUGCAGAAACUGGUGUCGUUGAGACGACUAUGGAGCCUACAGCUUACCCAUAUAAAAAAUACCCAAAUGUCCAAUUGUGGGAUCUCCCUGGUAUUGGAACACCCAACUUCAAAGCAGAUGAGUAUCUGCAGCAGGUUAAGUUUCAGCGCUAUGAUUUUUUCAUAAUCAUCGCAUCAGAUCGCUUCAGAGAAUGCCAUGCUCAUUUAGCAGCAGAGAUCGUCAAAAUGGAUAAGAGAUUCUACUUUGUUCGCUCAAAGAUUGACAGCAACAUUUCUGCUGAAAAAAGAAAGAAGACUUUCAACGAACAAAACACACUGGAUGCUAUCCGCAAAGACUGCACAGAAGGUCUGAAAAGGAUUGGAGUGGACUCUCCUGUUGUCUUCCUGAUCUCAGGCCAUUUCCUGGAUCUCUAUGAUUUUAACUCUCUUGAGGAGACCAUAGAAGUGGAACUUCCUCAACACAAGAGGCAUGUGCUGAUGCUGGCCCUCCCAAACCUCACUUUGGAGAUUAAUGAGAGAAAGAAGGCGGCCCUACAAAAAAAUAUAUGGAAGUUGGCUCUGCUCUCUGCUUGUGUUGCUGCAGUGCCUAUUCCUCUUGUAAAUGCAGCUCUUUCAAUUCAUGUUGAUGUGACAAUCUUGGUGUCAGAACUGGUGAAAUACUAUGAUACUUUCAGUCUCGAUCCUGCCUCCUUGCAAAGGCUCUCUGACAGAUCAGGGAAGUCAGUAGAUGAGCUGAAAGCUGUAAUGAAGUCCCCUCUAAGUAAAGAAAUCAAUAAAGAUCUGGUCAUUAAGUUGCUGGCUGGGAGCACCCUUGUUGCUGUAGACACAGUAGCAGAAUAUAUUCUAGGUUUCUUUCCUGGCAUAGGAUCUCUGGCAGCUGGUGCGCUGUCCUAUGGCACAGUGCAUGUCACACUGAAGCACUGUCUUGAUUGGCUAGCUCAAGAUGCUCACAAUGUGCUCAUAGCAGCUCUGCAAACCUCUGUGUAAAAAAAGGAGAAUAAAGCAAUGGGCAUAAAGUCAUUAAGGCUUUUUGCUUUCAAUGAAGAAUUAUAUAUCAAUAAUAUAAAAAUGACACAUGCAAGCAGAAUGUACUUUACUAUGUUUGCGAACGUUGAAAGCCCUGUGUUCGUAUGAACAGCUGUAGCUGUAACAGUUAGAGAUCAGUUGUAUGAAAAGGCAAAAUUUUCAUUAGAC